AUGGCACACAUUAUGUCGGUCAAAGGAAACAAUCUAAAGGAAAAAGAAAUAGAAUCUAUCCUGAUCAAGAAAUUUAGUGAGACGUUUACUAAGGGUGCCUUGACCUGGUAUUCUCGUUUUCCUGAACAUUUGAUUGGCUCAUAUGCCAUAUUGGCAGAUACUUUUAUCAAAGCGCAUAUGAGGGCCCGAAAUUUGAAGACUGGGAAGACGGAUAUCCUCUCUAUCUCACAGGGAGAGUCGGAAUUGAUUCGGGAUUUCGUUACCCUGUUUCAGAAGGAGCGGAUACUGUUGCCGGCAGUCCCAAACGAAUGGGUCGCUGAAGCUUUUAACAAGGGUUUGAAUCCUCUAAGUUCGGAUGCCUCACGCAAACUUAAGGAGAAUCUCUUGGAAUUCCAAGCCACAACAUGGGAGGAUGUGCAUAAUAGGUACGAGUCAAAGAUCUGGGUGUAA
Messenger RNA from Lycium barbarum (goji berry), 450 nucleotides. RefSeq lists its product as uncharacterized. The coding region runs from base 1 to 450 and encodes 149 amino acids. The transcript has a single exon. Lineage: Eukaryota; Viridiplantae; Streptophyta; Magnoliopsida; Solanales; Solanaceae. The record is from RefSeq and is a predicted model, not a curated record.